This is a messenger RNA of Talpa occidentalis (Iberian mole), 6014 nucleotides long. RefSeq names its product cytochrome c. The transcript has 3 exons. The record is from RefSeq and is a predicted model, not a curated record. Bases 144 to 461 code for a protein of 105 amino acids. Gene Ontology annotation, biological process: mitochondrial electron transport, cytochrome c to oxygen; mitochondrial electron transport, ubiquinol to cytochrome c. Gene Ontology annotation, cellular component: mitochondrial intermembrane space. NCBI's taxonomy places the organism in Eukaryota, Metazoa, Chordata, Mammalia, Eulipotyphla, Talpidae. Gene Ontology annotation, molecular function: electron transfer activity; heme binding.
CCUACCGCGAGGAGGCGGAGCGAGUUCGGUUGCACCAACACCGGUACAUAGUCGCGGACCGGCGUGUCCUUGGACUUAAGGAGCGGGACGUCCGGCUUGGGAGCGCUAACCUUCGUGUCGCCCGCGACAAAAGCAAUUUAAAAAUGAGUGACAUUGAGAAGGGCAAGAAGAUUUUUGUUCAAAAGUGUGCCCAGUGCCAUACUGUGGAAAAGGGAGGCAAGCACAAAACUGGGCCAAAUCUCCAUGGUCUCUUUGGGCGAAAGACAGGUCAGGCCCCUGGAUUUUCUUACACAGAUGCCAACAAGAACAAAGGCAUCACCUGGAAAGAGGACACACUGAUGGAGUAUUUGGAGAAUCCCAAGAAGUACAUCCCUGGAACAAAAAUGAUCUUCGCUGGCAUUAAGAAGAAGUCAGAAAGGGCAGAGUUGAUAGCUUAUCUCAAGAAAGCUACUAAUGAGUAAUAGUUGGCACUGCCUUAUUUAUUAUAAAGGAAAAAUGUCUCAUGACUUUUUUGUGUGUACCAUAUUUAAAUUGAGUUCAUACACCAGAAUUCAGAUCAUGAAUGGCUGAUAGAAUUUUUUUUUGUUUGACAGUCCUGAUUUAAAUAAGAUUGACUUGUGGUUAAAUGAAUAAGAUGUGGUGUUUUGAAUUUUGAUAGCAGUUACGGUUCGUCAAGUACAGUGAUUGUUUCCCUUUCUAAGAUCUAAUUGUACUUAAUUAGUGACUUUUAACUGAGAUGGUGAAUGCCAUCUCCAAAUCUGUAGGAAACUGGUUUUAUAUUUAGAUUUUAUAUAACUGGUUAUAUUAAUAUAUUUAAAUACUGAGAAAUUCCCUUUGCUUCUCACAUACAGACCAAGACUCAUCUGUGUUUCAAGUUGUGUUAUUAGCCUAGUAAAGACAAGGGCAGAAGAUAAGCUGGCAGUGCCCAUUUUAUCUUUUUGGUCUUAAGAUGCCCAUUUGAUUAAAAUUUCCUGUACCUAAAAUGUUGCCUUUUAUUUAAUGAAAGGCAUUUUAGUUUAAUAACAUUAAAAAAAAAAGAAAAUGCUUCUCACAUAGGUAAUCUAUAAGUUCAAAUACUUUUAAAACUCAUGCUUGACAAGAGAUAGUAGACUUGUAGAAUUCUUUACUAAGAUACAGUUCAGGAUUGUCUCUUAAACAGCUAUUCAAAGGUAGAUACACUUACAGCACUACCAUAUAUGUGUGAUUGGUAAUGGUGCUUUUGCCAGCUCAUUAACAUAGAUGUACCAUCAGCACAAAUGUGUAAGUCAUGUGACCAUAAGGCUUAAGAUAAUUAAAACAAUCACAGAUCAUGAUUUUUUUAUGUGCUUGAUUUGAUGCCCAAUAACAUUUUAAUGGUUGAAAAGUACAAUAGUGUGUUAAUGCAGUACAAUAGUGUGUUAAUGUUGAACUGAAACAACACUUCAGCAAUUCAGCCUUAGUUUUUCUUUGACCAGAAUGAACACUUUGGCAUUUAUACCAAAUGUGGGUAGAAGAGUGUGCCUCUAGUCGUGGUUACCUGGCAGAUAACAAUGUAUAAUUUGUGUACUAAAUUAUUUCAUACACAGUCUGUGCCAUACAUGUUUGGAGUAGACCCUGGAAUUUUCAUGGAGAGCGUGGGCAUGAACUAAGCCACAAAGAAUGAUGAGAGAAAUUCUUACUGAAGGAAAUAAAUCUGUUGGUGAUGAGGGCACCUCUGUGGACAGUGAGAUUGGGAAGUUCCUCAUCAAUGCUUUCAAAGGUAAUGGAGAUGAUUAGAUAGGCCUUCAAGGCCUGACAAAGCCAUUAGUAACUUGUGAAUCUUAUUUUGAAUCAUUGGAGAUAAGGUGAGAGCAAAAAAGUCAGUCUGGAAGCUUGCAGAAAUAAUUUUGGGAAACAAAAGAGUCUGCUAUAAUUGAGGUUAAGUUCUAGUCUGAGUGUUAAUGGUGGAGAAUUAAAAAAAAUCUAUCCUGAAACCCUUCAGAGAUUACGCCCAAGUUAAUACUAUUUAGAAAUGGUGCAGCAAUUAGCUUAUAAGCAAUAAUUCUGGACCUAUAUGGAAAGAUAUGGAGUCCAGGGAGUUGAUUUUUUGUGUGUGUGCCUAUGUUGGUCUAAAUAAUCAUCACGUACUUGCUGUAUUCUAGCCCAGAUAUACUCAAUAAGUGGCGUCGGUGAUUUAUAAUAUAAGUAACCCUAUAGGUAAUUCAAAAGAGGGGACAUGCCUAGGUGUAUGUGAUAUAUGUUUUCAGAAAUAAACGAGGGGAAAAAGCUAGCAAGCACUAUAAUCCACAUAUCUUCAUUUCUAGUGCUUUGUGGUAGGUGACUUAUUGAGUGUUAACAAAAGCAAGAGUAAAGUAUAUUUAAGGAGUGUUUCUUCCCAAUGCUGCCUACAUUCAAAUUUUUCUAGAACAGCACUGUCCAGUAACAAUUUUCUAUGAUGAUGCAUGUCUUCUAGACUGUGCUGUCCGAUACGUUAGCCACUAACUGCAUGUGACUUUUGAACCCUUAACAUAGGCCUAGUAUGACUCAUAGCUGCAGUAUAAAUUUUAUUUUACUUGUAAUUUACAUGGCCUAAUGGUUAUUAUAUGGAGAGCACAGAUCUAGAACCAGAAUCUGUAACAAUAUGUUUCCCUCACUCUUAAUCUAGGAUUCUAACAAAUACACUAAAGUGCCCUUGAGAAUAUGGAUUCCAAUUCAUGUUUCUAAAUCUGAUGUGCUCACCUCUAUAACUUCACCUCUUCCAUUCAUAAGUUGACGCAGUGUAUUUUACAUAGGUGGUAUUGUGGUAGUAGGUAGAAAUGUAUCUUGUCCUUUCCCAUCAUUUUCCUCUAGCCUCCCUAUAGAUGUUCAUUCUCACUUUAGUCACUGAAGAUUAUAAAUUGAAAAGGUUGUGAUGAUGGAGGCUUUACCAGAGGCUGGUCUUCCCCGGUUAUCUAGACUCAGGUUGUUUGAUAGAAGUCUAGCUCUCAUGAGAGAGUAAACCAAAACUAAGUUUCUUAAAUUGAUGGGCUCUUAACUCUCCUUCAUUGGAUCAGAGUACUUGAAAGCCCAGUGUGAUGCUCAGCAUAGAAUGAGUAGCAUAGUUCUAUUCAUUAGAAAUGUGACUACGUUCCACACAGGGAUCACUAAUUAUGAGUCCAAAGCUUGAACAGUGUACUUCAAAAAAGGAACAUUGAACUACUUAAUAGUAUUACCUGUGUUGUUAGGAGGGGGGAUGUAGUGUUUAGGAUUAGAAAAAGUGGAGUAGGGGGUCAAUAAACAACAGCCGAUGAGCUCGACCUGGUUUAGACACCUGGUUCUGUAAAUACAGCUUUAUUGGGACACAGCCACAUGCAUUCAUUUAUGGUAUGUCUUAGACUGCUGUGCUUGCUAUAAUAUCAAAGUAGAGUAGUAACAGACAGGAACAUCCACAAAGUUUAAAGUACUGACUGAGACCUUACAGGAGACAUUUCUUGACCUCUGAUGUAGAGCUUGCACAACCUAGUUUUUGCCAUCUGGAGAACAGGGAUAAUUACCUCAGGAGGUUGCUGUUGAUUAUUCAUUAAGUGACAUCUGUGAAAGCUCUUGGCUGUGGUAAGCCCUGGAAUAUUUGUUUUCUUCAUUUUAAUAUCCACAUCAAAUUUCUUCAAAGUCGGUAAAAAAUUACUGCUUCCAAGGUUAGCCAUUAACCUAAUUGUCAGGUCUGUUCUAGUCUCAGUUGACUCAUUAUCUCCAAGACAUUUGACACCCUAGGCUGUUCUCAUUUUUUACCUCCCUUGGGAGAACUUAGUUUCACAUUCAGAAUAAAAACCAUAGGCAUCAUAAAAUCUUUAUGCAUAUGUAGUUAUAAUCAUUUAUUGGUAACCCAGACACUUGAGCAUGACAUUUAUUGGUAACCCAAACACUUAAGCAUAACCCAAUCUAGUCCCAUAUCAAAUAGUUAUUAGUUGCAUUCACAUCUCAAUUCAUCCUCAUGACCUUGGAUGUAUGGAACAGGUAUUGUCCCUGUUUUAUAGCUAAGUAAACAGACUCAGAGAGCUACAUUGCCUUGGUGGUAGUAUUGCAUGUCCUGACACUGCUUUUCCAUGGUGCCUGCUAACACUCCAUAUAAACUAGUCUUCAGAACUGCACAAUUCUUACCUUAACUAAAGACAAAACUUUUCCCUUGCCUCUUCAGCCUUCAUAAGUGGGGCUUGCUUGUUCUUCCACAAUAGAGAACCUUGUGUUCUUGGCUUCGUCCAGAUCAUUACUCGUACAAACAGACUUAAUUCUGAGAUGCCAGAUAGCUUCAUGGACCCUUUGCUGUUGUCCACUUGUGCAUCUUCGUCACAUUAACCAAGAAGUUAAGCACCUAGCUUAUAUACUUCUUUAUUUCAACUCUGAUUUGUUUUUCCAAUUACACCAGUAAUAGCUACAUGUGAGUACAUUACCCACCCUUAAUAUGCCACUUGUUCUCAACACUUUUUUUACUUGAUUUUUGCUCCUCAGCUCUUUCCAUGGUUCCAGUUUAGACUUGUCAUUUCUCCUGAACUACUCCACCUCUGAAAUUAGACAUCUUAGAAGAAAACAUUGGCAGUACAUUUCAUAGUGAUAAGCUCGGCUCCUAUAGCAAGGAAAAUAGAACAAAAAAUAUACGAUUGGGAUUACCUCAAAUUUAACUUGUACACAAAGGAGAAUAGAUUUAAAAGAUAUCCUGCUAAAUGAGAAAAUUUACACAUUACACAACCACCAAGGGAAUAAUACCUAAAACAUAAAAAAUAGUUACAAUUUAACAAAAAAAUAGGCAGCAGAUCAACAGAAUUCACCAGAGAUAUCCAGAAGGCCAAUAGAUACAUGGGAAAAUGUUCAUCACUUUUAAUAGGGGGAUGAAGGUCAAAACCACAGUGAGACACUAUCUCACACCGGUGAGAAUAGCAUGUAUUAAAAUGACCCCCGAAACAAAUGUUAAGGAGGAUGCAGAGAAAAAGGAGCCUUGUAACACUGUUGGUGGGAAUGAGAACUAGUAACAGCCAUUUUGGAAAACAAUCUGGAUUUACCCUAAAAAUAUAAACGUGGAAAUACCAUAUGACCCAGCAAUUCCAUUCUAUCCAUAGUACGAAAUCAAAUCAAAAAAAUAGAUGUUCUACAAUGUUCCUAGCAGCAUUAUUUACAAUAACUAGGACUUGGAAACAACCUAGGUGUCCACUGAUAGAGGAUUAUAUCAAUGUGAUAUAGCCACACAAUGAAAUAUUUAGCCAUGAGGUAAGAUGUUGACAUAAAUAGCAAAAUGUAAGGAGUUCAGUGGGAUUAUGUGUAGUAAAGCAAAGGUAUCUAGAUUCAACUGAACUAUCCAUGCUCUCCCAGUUUUCCUUGUGGUUAAUUUAGAAGUACAUCAUGCUCUUCAAGCGCCUUUUCUCACCCCUGUCCCCAUUCUCACAGCAGAUGACCUUGCCUCCCAUUUCAGAUAUGAAUUCUCUACUUCUUGACUACAAGGAAGGUUUUUGUAUCCCAUCCCCCACCUUCAACAAUAUUGUUCUUAAUUCAGAUAUGGUUCAGAAUAUUCAUGAUAUCAGAAAGUUCCAGCAUGAUCACUCUACCAUCAUUCCCAUCCCCCUUGUGCUCUGCCUUCCUCGCAUAGAUUUGGAAGGACUAAAUGUUUUCAUUUCGAUGUGGGAACUUCACAUUAGGAGCCACACUCCAACAGAACAAAUAGACUAAAUUCUGGAAAAUACAGCUUUUAUUAUUCAUUGGAAGUUUUAAUGAAAUUGUAGCUUUCCUACUUGCAUAAAGCAGAGGUAAUAUAUCAAGACCAAGAAAAGACAAAUCUCUGUGGUUUUGGGUAAAAAAGCUGUAGAUUUCCAAAUCACCUGUCCUGAAUUGGGGCAUAUGAUAUUGGCAAGUAAGGCAAAAACUUUAUACUUUUUUGUAGUAAAUGUUGAAGAAAGACAGCCUAUGGGUCUGAGCCCCCUGCUGACUCCGCUUGGUGGAAUCAGGCACACUAAGCCUUUGGUGCCUAAAGCUUCCUCAUCUGUAAACAGACAGUGAUUAUAUUAACACUUAGGGUUAUUGUGAGGAUUAAA